This is a messenger RNA of Heterocephalus glaber (naked mole-rat), 2165 nucleotides long. It is a transcript of the gene Gbp5, whose product is annotated as guanylate binding protein 5. Lineage: Eukaryota; Metazoa; Chordata; Mammalia; Rodentia; Bathyergidae. The record is from RefSeq and is a predicted model, not a curated record. Gene Ontology annotation, molecular function: GTP binding; GTPase activity.
GGUCGUUGAUUCACAACCCUGGACUAAGUACUUUCAGUUUCACAUAAUUGUAAAUCCGUUAAAAGGUUGUUGUACAAUUCUCUCUUUGGUAAAUCAGGGAAAUCCAGAAAGCCUUACAACAUUGGAGGGGUAAAUAAGACUCUAACAAGCCAGCGAAAGACAGAAGAGAGAAGCCAGACCUCCACCAAGAAAGAUCAGACCAGAAAACACACUGAACAUGGCACCAGAGAUCCACAUGUCAGAGCCACUGUGCCUCAUUGAGAACACUGAAGAGAAGCUGGUGGUUAAACAAGAAGCUCUGGGGAUCCUGUCUGCCAUCACCCAGCCCGUCGUGGUGGUGGCUAUCGUGGGCCUCUACCGCACAGGCAAAUCCUACCUGAUGAACAAGCUGGCUGGGAAAAGAAAAGGCUUUUCUGUUGGCUCCACGGUGCAGUCCCACACCAAGGGGAUCUGGAUGUGGUGUGUGCCUCAUCCUGAGAAGCCAGGCCACACCCUAGUUCUGCUUGACACCGAGGGCCUGGGAGAUGUAGAGAAGGUUGAUGAUAAGAAUGAUGCCCAGAUCUUUGCACUGGCUAUCCUGCUGAGCAGCACCUUUGUAUACAACACCAUGAACAAAAUUGACCAGGGUGCUAUUGACCUACUCUACAAUGUGGCAGAACUCACAGAUCUGCUCAGGACAAGAAACUUACCUGAUAUUAAUGAGACUGAAGAUAACAUUGACUUACUGAGCUUCUUUCCAGACUUAGUGUGGACUCUGAGAGAUUUUUACCUGGGUCUGGAAACAGAAGGAAAACUCAUCACACCGGAUGAGUACCUGGAGAACUCAUUGAAACUCAAAGAAGGAAGCAAUGAGAGAAUUCAAAAUUUCAAUUUGCCCCGUCUCUGUAUAAAGAAGUUGUUUCCAAGAAAGAAAUGCUUUAUCUUUGACUCACCUGCUAACAAGAAGAAGCUUUCCCAGCUUGAGAAGCUGAAUGAUGAUGAGCUGUAUCCUGAGUUUGUGCAACAAGUGGCAGAAUUCUGUUCUUACAUCUUCAGCCACUCCACAGCCAAGACUCUUCCAGGAGGCAUCAUGGUCAAUGGACCUCUUCUGGAGAAGCUGGCACAGACAUAUGUCAAUGCCAUCAACAGUGGGGAUCUGCCCUGCGUGGAGAACUCAGUCCUGGCCUUGGUCCAGAGAGAAAACUUGGGUGCAGUGCAGAAGGCCUUGGCCCACUAUGACCAGCAGAUGGGCCAGAAGGUGCAGCUGCCCACAGAAACCCUCCAGGAGCUGCUGGACCUGCACAGGGCCUGUGAGAGGGAGGCCAUGGAAAUAUUCACAAAGAACUCUUUCAAGGAUGAGGACCAAAGCUUCCAGAAAGAAUUACAGACCCUACUAGAUGCGAAGAAGAAUGACAUUUAUGAGCAAAACAAGGAAGCCUCUUCAGAACGUUGCUUGACUUUACUUCAGGAUAUUUUUGGUCCUCUGGAAGAAAAAGUGAAACGGGGGAUUUAUUUUAAACCAGGAGGACAUAAUCUCUUCCUACAAAAAAUGGAAAAGUUGAAGGCAAAUUACUAUCAGCAGCCAAGGAAAGGAGCACAGGCUGAGGAAGUUCUGCAGAAUUACCUAACGUCCAAGCAAUCUGUGAGUGAUGCAAUUCUUCAGACAGACCAGGCUCUCACCGCCAAGGAAAUAGAAAAGGAAGAGGCUCAGCGGAGAGCAGAGGCUCAAAGGGCCGAAGCUGAAAGACUGGCGGCCAUUGCCAGGGAGAAUCAGCGAAUCAUGGAGGAGAAGGAGAGGCUCCAUCAGCAGCAAGUGAGACAGAUGGAGAUAGAAAGAGCAAACUUUCUGGCACAGCAGCAAAGGGAACUGGAACGUCGGCUCCGGGAGGAAGCUGAAAGGCAAAGAGCACUGGCUGAAGCUGAACUCAGAAGACAGCAAGAGGAGUUAGAACGUUUGAGAUCUUAUAGACCACCAUCUGAUGACUGUAUCUUGCUCUGAAGUGCUAAAUAUUGGAGGUUCCCUUUUUUUUUCUCCUUUUUUUACUGCAGACACAAAGGAACAAGAAACAUAAAACUUGGGACAAUCAUCAUCUAAGUAAUUCCAAUGCCUCCUGUCUAACUUUCUGUAUUUGGUUUAGGGUAUUAAAAGUUAACUGGGGGCUGGAUUAAAUGGAAUGCUACCAAGA